AUGGCUGAAAAUUCGUUAUUGAAGCCACCAUCGCUCUCCCGGAAGCGGAGUUCCUCUGUGGGGAACAUUGGUCUUGGUGAUACAAAAGUGCCUGGGCUAUCCACGAUGUCUGAAUCGAAAGAAUCCAAGAUUGCCGCGAGGGCGCGGUUGCGGGCACUUUCUGGAGCAUCGAAGACGGAUAUCGACAUCUACUACAAGCUGUGGCUAUCGUAUAGAGAGCUGAAUUAUCGUCACGCGUGGCUGACUCCUCUGAUUAUCCUGUUUCUGAUUUAUAGCUGUUAUUUUGCUUCCGGCAACAGGACAGAGAGUAACCCACUUCAUAUGUUCGUUGCGAUAUCUUAUAGAGUUGGCAACACGAACAUGUACGGGAAAGGUGUCAAAGACAUGUGCUUUGUGUUCUACUACAUGGUAUUCUUCACCUUUCUGCGCGAAUUUAUGAUGGAGAUGGUGUUGCGCCCAUUGACGUUCCGGCUCGGUGUCACCAAGCCACACAAGGUCAAGCGUAUGAUGGAGCAAGCUUAUUCCACGUUCUACUAUGGUCUUUCUGGUCCCUUUGGGUUGUUUGUGAUGUACCGUACCGAUCUGUGGUUAUUCAAGACAGCAGAAAUGUACAAGACUUAUCCAGACCUCACCAACGAGUACUAUUAUAAAAUCUUCUACCUCGGCCAAGCAGCUUUCUGGGCGCAACAGGCGUGUAUCCUGGUUUUGCAACUAGAGAAGCCAAGAAAGGACUUCAGGGAACUUGUCUUUCACCAUAUUGUCACCUUGGCGCUAAUUUCAUUAUCAUACGUUUUCCACUUCACAAAGAUGGGCCUGGCAGUGUACAUCACCAUGGAUGUAUCGGAUUUUUUCCUAGCCCUUUCAAAGAUUUUCAAUUACAUGGAGUCUUCGUUCACAGCUCCGUUAUUUCUUCUAUUUGUGUCGUCCUGGGUCUAUCUGAGACACUACGUUAAUAUUAAGAUCCUCUGGUCUGUGUUGACAGAGUUCCGUACCGUGGGUGACUACACAUUGAACUUCGCUACCGAGCAAUACAAAAGUUGGAUCGCUUUGCCGAUUGUUUUUGGUUUAAUAUUUGCGUUGCAUCUUGUUAAUCUCUAUUGGCUUGCCCUAAUAUUCCGUAUUUUAUACCGCAUGCUCUUCCAAGGUGUCCAAAAGGAUGAGAGAAGCGACAGUGAGUCCGAAGAUAAUGAAGAGGAGCUGGAUGACUCAUCGGAUGAGACUGAUAAGAAAAAGAACCAAUAA
Molecule: messenger RNA, 1242 nt
Organism: Eremothecium gossypii ATCC 10895
Lineage: Eukaryota; Fungi; Ascomycota; Saccharomycetes; Saccharomycetales; Saccharomycetaceae
Product: TLC domain-containing protein
Exons: 1
Coding region: 1-1242 (413 amino acids)
Biological process (GO): ceramide biosynthetic process
Cellular component (GO): membrane
Molecular function (GO): sphingosine N-acyltransferase activity
Source: RefSeq, marked provisional